This is a messenger RNA of Phaedon cochleariae (mustard beetle), 1123 nucleotides long. Lineage: Eukaryota; Metazoa; Arthropoda; Insecta; Coleoptera; Chrysomelidae. The record is from the annotation of a GenBank genome assembly.
AGCUUUUAGGUUAUGUUAAAAUUGUUUAAAAAACUUUAGUGUAACAAGACAAAUAUCCAGAAUUCUAUCAUUUUAUUCGCAAACUGUGCUUCAGUCUUCUUGUAUUUGCAUUAGCACUUCAUUAGUCCUUAGUAAUCAGAUCAGUAACGUUUUAUUAGUGGACAAAUUCGAGAUGCACGGCAGACUUAAAAUUCGGACCUCAGAGGAUCAGAAACUUCGGAAACAAAAAGAACAACAAAAGAAAUUAGCAGCAUAUCACAUGGGAACUGAAAAAAUUCUCUCUUCAAGGAAGCAAGACACCUAUGAUCCUGAAAGUAUUUCCAUCUGCACCCAGAUACUGGUUGUAAAUCCUGAUAUUUAUACUUUGUGGAACUAUAGAAAAGAAGUAAUCCUAAUAAAAAAGGAAGAAAGUAAAAAAGAUGAAGUGGAGGGGGAAGAUACACUGGUAAAGUACCUAGAGAAUGAAAUUGGGCUGACCGAACAGUGCCUUCUGACAAAUCCAAAAUCAUAUGGCGUUUGGCAUCACCGUUAUUGGGUAUUGAAUAACCAUCCAAAACCAAACUGGGAAAAUGAGUUUAAUUUAUGCACGAAGUACCUGACCAUGGAUGAUCGAAAUUUUCACUGUUGGGACUAUAGGCGCCUUCUUGUGAAUAAGAUUGGUAUAACUCUCACGGAUGAGCUUCAAUUUUCAACUGACCGGCUGAACAUCAACUUUUCGAAUUACUCUUCUUGGCAUUAUAGGAGUACCUUGAUGAACUUGGAUGCAGAUAGUGCAAGAUAUGAACUGAACCUAGUUCAAAAUGCUGUAUUCACUGAUCCAGCUGAUAGCAGUGCUUGGUUUUAUUUGAGGUGGGUGCUGAGUAAUCCUGCACUUCCAAAGGAAACACGAGAAGAGCUUCUUAGUGCCCUUGAACAACUGGAAAAUCUAGAACCUGAUUGCAAAUGGAUCAUCAUGGCAAAGUGUUGGCUAACUGGCAGUCUAGUACUGAAUGAUAAAGACUACGUCGACUGCAGAGUCCAGUUCUAUAGAAGAUUGGUUGAGCUUGACCCAAUGAGGAAAGGACAGUAUCUGGAUUAUCUGAAAAGUGCCGAAGAAAAAACCAAGAAAAUCGGGGACCAAUAG